AUGUUCGCUUCUCGACUCGCUCCUUCCCUUCGAGCUCUCCCUCGACAAGCUUCGGCCGUUCGAAUGGCCCGAAGAGGUUACGCUGAAGCUGCUGAUGGAAAAUUACAAUUGAGCUUGGUAUUACCCCAUCAAUCCCUUUACUCUUCUGCUGGUGUCAUCCAAGUAAACUUACCCGCUGCUACCGGUGACAUGGGUAUCCUCGCCAACCACGUACCCUCAGUUGAAGCACUCCGAGCUGGUGUCGUCGAGGUCAUUGAGGAGAAUGGACAAGCUGGAAAGAAAUGGUUUGUUUCCUCCGGUUUCGCUACUGUUCACGGAAACAACACCCUUACCAUCAACGCUGUUGAAGCUUACCAACUCGACAAAUUCUCCCCAGAGAACAUCCGAUCAGCUCUCGCUGACGCUAACCGAGUCCUCUCAUCUUCCGCUCCUGAAUCCGAAAAAGCCGAAGCUAGAAUCGAAGUUGAAGUAUUUGAAGGUCUUCAAGCUGCCCUCAACAAGUAA
This is a messenger RNA of Kwoniella shivajii, 504 nucleotides long. RefSeq names its product ATP synthase F1, epsilon subunit. Gene Ontology annotation, molecular function: proton-transporting ATP synthase activity, rotational mechanism. NCBI's taxonomy places the organism in Eukaryota, Fungi, Basidiomycota, Tremellomycetes, Tremellales, Cryptococcaceae. The transcript has 4 exons. Bases 1 to 504 code for a protein of 167 amino acids. Gene Ontology annotation, biological process: proton motive force-driven ATP synthesis. The record is from RefSeq and is a predicted model, not a curated record.